Anopheles nili is the source of this 4494-nucleotide messenger RNA. It is a transcript of the gene sima, whose product is annotated as protein similar. The transcript is spliced from 12 exons. Gene Ontology annotation, biological process: regulation of transcription by RNA polymerase II; cellular response to hypoxia. The record is from RefSeq and is a predicted model, not a curated record. Gene Ontology annotation, molecular function: protein dimerization activity; RNA polymerase II transcription regulatory region sequence-specific DNA binding; DNA-binding transcription factor activity, RNA polymerase II-specific. NCBI's taxonomy places the organism in Eukaryota, Metazoa, Arthropoda, Insecta, Diptera, Culicidae. Bases 1 to 4494 code for a protein of 1497 amino acids.
AUGACGAAGACAACGACGAAGGCUUUGGCGCCGACCGGAACGGGCAAAGCAGUAAAGCCCGUCAAAGAGAAGCGAAGGAACAAUGAAAAACGCAAGGAGAAAUCGCGUGAUGCAGCUCGUUGUCGGCGUUCUCGAGAGACGGAGAUCUUCCAGGAUCUGGCCAGUUUGUUGCCGAUGCGCCCUGAAGAAGUGGAGCACUUGGACAAAGCCUCCGUAAUGCGUUUGUCGAUUGCAUUUCUCAAGGCGCGUAAUAUGUUGGAUCUAUUUCCCGAGAUAUCUGAAAUAACGAAGAAAAUCGAAAUUAAGGAGGAUAACGACGCUUCCACUGAAUCUAUGGAUGAGUUUAAUUUUGACGAAACAAAGCUGAGCCUGAAAUCACUCGGCCUAGAACCAGAGACAGUCGUAUUGCAGGCAUUGGAUGGAUUUUUGAUGGUUCUCUCGGCCGAUGGCGACAUAACGUACAUUUCCGAAAAUGUUAGCGAGUAUCUUGGCAUUUCACAGAUCGAUAUUAUGGGUCAACCGAUCUGGGACUACAGCCAUCAGUGCGAUCAUGAUGAGUUGCGAGAAGCGCUAAACGGACGCCGUCAUUCACCGUCGGAGUUGCAAAAUGGUGUCGCCAAUAGUGACUGUCAGCCGAUGGAGAAUCGGGAUUUCUUCUUGCGGCUCAAGUGCACUCUGACAAGCCGCGGUCGCAGUGUCAAUAUUAAAAGCGCAUCGUACAAGGUGCUGCACAUAACGGGUCAUAUCGCUUGUAAAGAUAAGGAAGGUCAGCGCCAGUUGGUGUCCAUCGCUCGUCCUCUUCCGCAUCCGGCCAACAUCGAGGUUCCUCUGGGAUCGAGCACUUUUCUCACUCAGCACACGUUGAGCAUGAAAUUCAGCUACGUCGACGAUAUGUUACUAUCGCUUCUGGGCUACGAGCCUGCCGAUUUACUUGGCAAAUCUUUGUACGAUUGUCACCAUGGAAGUGAUGCAGAGCAUUUGAUGGCAACAUUUAAGCACGUAAUCAGCAAGGGACAGAGUGAAACAUCCCGUUACCGUUUUCUGGCUAAAACAGGUGGAUAUGCAUGGGUCGUCACGCAAGCUACUGUCGUCUACGAUAAACAAAAACCACAUAGCGUCGUAUGCGUUAACUACGUUCUAAGUGGUGUGGAGAACAAAGAUGACAUUUUGUCGUGUGCACAACUGGAAGCACGCCAGCAGCUGUUGUCAGAAGAGCCUGAACAGUGUGGUACCGAAAACGGUGAUAGUGUCGUGUGUGACGGUGGUGACCAGCAAUCAGUCGAGCAGCAGUGCCCAGCAGUAACAGCACCUUCACUGCCGGCCAUCGCCUGCGCUCGUGUGCAGGAAGUGCUAACACCAGAAACAGUACCGAUCCCAGCGGAAGUUCGCUUCAGCGACAGUGCCGAACAAACGCAGCGCUACGAGCCGCUCCCAGUCGCUGUCAGUGGUGGUAAAGUGUUGUUGUGCGCGAAGAACGAUACGUCUGCAGCAGAGAAGCAACUCAAGGGUGUUCUGCGAGAGCCAAACGGCAACAUAAGUGCAACACCGAAGACAGCAUUCUCUGCGUCUGGCUGUCGUCCGGUGUCAGUUACGGCAUCGAUCUUCAACAGCCUACCGACGGGUGGUGGCAACUUGGGCUCGGAAAAACCACGCACCCCCAACAACGCCCGGGUUUGUGGCGUUCCUCAGCCACAGCAACCAUUGGCAUCCGCCGCGCUUCAAUCCGUUACAGCGAAGCUAUUCGUAACGCUUCCUCCGGCAAGCGGUGGUGCUAGUGUGGCCGGGUGCAACGGCGCCAUCAACGGUGGAGGCAGUGGCGCGGGAAAUAAACCCCAGCACGCCACCGAGAAAAUCUUCGCCCCACGGACGGAAGAUAUGAAUAAAGGAUUCUUGAUGUUCUCCGAUGAAGAGCCUGGACUGACCAUGCUUAAAGAUGAACCGGAUGAUUUAACGCAUCUGGCCCCGACCGCGGGUGACGCAUGCAUUCCGUUGGAAGAAUCCGGCACCUUCUUCAAUGAGAUGUUCGAGGACUUCAUCAUACCGGACAGCUACACGCUGCUCCAGGACGAGCUCUGUUCGCUCGACUCGCAGGACACGCGCCUCGACGCGUCCCCGAUAACGGUCCAAUCCGGCACGGUCUGUAUACCGGUGUCCGGCACCGACGCCAUUUCCGGCAGCCUAUCCGCCGCGUCGGUGGUCUCUGCCGCGCUCGCAUGCACCGUUUCCGGCAGUUCCGAUGGAACACCGUCCCUGGCCAGCGUGUCGAUUGGCUCCCAAACCCACCAGCACAGCCACGCGUCCAGUCCGGGCGCAUCCUCGGCCUCGCGGGCAUCCAUAUCCGUCUCCUCAUCGCCCGUACCAUCGUCCCCGAGCCGGUCACACGUGUCCUCGAACCCGAACUCGCCAUCGGGCACAUCCGGCCUCGGUUCGUCCGCCUCCAGCACGGUCUCGAAUGGGGACCAGCAGCAGGCAACCAUCGGCACCAGCGGCAACCAGCACAACGCCUCCAGCAACGACCCGUUCAUCAAUUACCGGGACGAAGCGAACGAAGUUAGCCCCUCGCCGCAUUUACUGUCGCCCGGCAUAUCGAAGAGUCCUGAAAGCAGCAGCCUGCCGUCGUUGUGCAGCCCGAACGGAUCGCUGCCGGAAGACGAACUUGCAUUUAUGAACCUUAACAUGGACGAGCUCGAUCUGUCAAUGCGCGCCCCGUACAUCUCGAUGAGCGAAGUGGACGAUCUGCCGCUGCUCACCUCAGACGACCUGCUGUGGGGUGUUCCGGCAGCCACCAUCGAGGGCAACGCACCCGGCACGUCCAUUAGCGCGUUCGGGCUCACGGGCAAGUUCUACAUUAAGGACGAAUUUCCCGCGCUCGGUACAUCGCCCACGCCCACCGGUUCCGGCAGUGGAGCACUGGUCGAUCAGCCCACGACCACCGUACAACGGUCACUGCAGGUCGGCAAAGAGCACGGGCUCAUCAUUGACGUGGCGAGUGGAACCGCUUCCGGCAGCAUCGAGCAACCUGCUGCGAACAAUGGCAAUAAUGACAGUAAAUCAACGCUGACCACCACAACCCCACCGUCCAUCGACUCGAGCCUGGCGGCGCUUUUGUGCGGUGGAAACGUCAUCAGCAUACAGCCGGAAACGUCCAACCUGUCGCAACAGCACGGCAACACGGUUCUGAUAGCGCACACAAACGCCUCGGUGAGUGCUGACCAUCAACAGCAGCAACGCCACAGCAACCAGCAACACCACUCGCAUCAGCAGCUGCAGCAAAACGGUGCGCAACAGCAGGAGAUGGGACCGAGCAUCAAGCGCAUCAAGCUUUCGGAAGCAAACCUUCUCCAACACUCCAUGGUUGUGCUGCCGACAAACCCGAAGCUAUGUGACACUUGGAAAUUCGACGACCUACUGCAGCUGAACGGAGCAACAGUGAGCAACAAUGGCAAGACAAACAUGCCACUAGCGAGCGCAUCGCAAACGAACAUUAUUGCGUCCUUCGUGACGACGGCUGGGAAAAAACCAACCGUCGCCGGUGGCAUAAAUGGCAACAAUAAGCGCACCCUAAACGGUGGCAGCGAAUCCUCCACCGAAACCGGAUCCGGAAACACUUGCAAGCGCCUCAGAGCGUCGAGUGGGGCUUCCGCCUCGACGUCCCCAUCGUCGGCUCCACAGCUGUUACAACAGCUAAUGGCACCGUCGCCGAUACCGCAGAAGCUCAAGUCGAAAAGCCGGUCAGCGCAAGACGCCACCGGCAGUGGCCGCUGGCCCAACGGUCAGACAGGCGGCAACGGCGAGCUGCUACAGGAGCAGUCCGGCAACUCGGUGCUGAUGAACCUGCUCGUCAGUGGUUGCGAUAACACCGUUCCGUUAACGCCACCAGAAAUACUGAUCGAAGGUGCGCUUCCGGACCAACCUACAGGUUCUGCCAACGCCAUGGAACGCAGCAACAACGCCGCCGAUGAUAUGCUAUUCAGUCUUACGGACGACGACGACACUGGGGUGUUGUUCAGCUCCGCUAACCCACUGAUCGGUGGUCAAGCUCUUCUGAACGACACGAUCGCUCGUCCGCUCACCAUCGAGACACGUGCUUGUCCGGUUGUAGCCUCCCAGAAGCCAGGAGCCAACAGCAUCGGUACGCAUCCGUCAGAGUUCUCGACGAUCGUCUCCCCUAGCUUGCUGACACCGACCGACCUCGAGAUCUGGCGCGCCAUCCAGCAAGGACAACUCGACCCGAAACAGCUUUCUUUAUCGGGUUACUACGGCCACGGUGCCACCGGAGGCCACAUUCCGAAGUCACUCGACUGUACACCGACCGCACAGCUGACCGGACUGCUGGACGACCCGGCUGAGACGAAUCUACUGGCGACACUGGACGGGUUGGGUGACCUGGACGUGGGAGGUUUGCAGCAACAGCAGCAGUUCAUGGCUACCGGUGCGUUCCGCGCGAUUUCGGCCUACGACGAGGACGGCAGACGCCAGCAUGGGCUUAUUUGA